This is a messenger RNA of Chilo suppressalis (striped riceborer), 9288 nucleotides long. The record is from the annotation of a GenBank genome assembly. Lineage: Eukaryota; Metazoa; Arthropoda; Insecta; Lepidoptera; Crambidae.
CAGCGCUGUCAUUGUCAGUCGAUUGUCAUAGGCAUGUGGUGUUAUUUACAUUUUAUCAUAUCAGAAAGUAGUAUUAAUUAGUGAUUCUAGUGCGAAAAAUAAAGUAUUUAUUUGAAAAAUGAAAAGCAAACCAGUUAAACACAAAUCUACGAAUACUUUCAGGUUUAUACCAUUUGCCGAGAGAAUUAAUGCUAUAGAUAUCAGACAUGCUGCCUUGUAUCACAUUGAGCAUGCAUACACACAACAUCCAGAGGAGAAUGAUUCACAUUUUCAUUUAGCGAUACAGAAAUGGUAUGCUCUCAAUCUAACUGAAAAUUUCAAAAAGUUUAGAAAGGAAGUAUUUGGUAUUGUUACUGUCCCUCAGAUACUGCACAAGAAAGAUGAAGUAUUUGGUAUAUUAGAAAAAUAUUUGAAUCUAGAAGACCAGCUAUGUCUGCAACCUCUAUUGGAAAUACUUGUUUCAUUAGCUAAAGAUUUACGUGAUGAUUUCUACCCCCAAUUUCCAAAGUUCCUUGAUAUAUUGAUCAAGCUUCUUAAUACAAAAGAUGCAGAGAGACUAGAAUGGGCAUUAAUAUGUCUGGCAUUUCUAUUCAAGAUAUUGAAACCUUAUCUAAAGAAAGAUAUUGCUACUGUCUUAAAAAGAAUUAUACCCUUACUUAGUGAGGCACAUCCACAAUAUAUUAACAAUUUUGCAGCUGAAAGUUUUGCUUUUGUUGUGAGAGAUAUAAGAGAUAAAAAGAAAUUUAUAGAACUACUGCUGACAUAUCAGAAGACAAAUGAUGAUGCAGUUACAGGAUGUGGACACCUCAUAUUUGAAAUAAUCCGGGGAGUUAAUGGAAAAUUUCACAGUUGCAUUGACACAUUCUUGCCUCUUCUACUACAAACUCUAAAAAAUGACACAGUUCACCAAGACCUUCUGUUUAAAAUUCUAACACAAGCAAUUGAAGAUAGCUUGCAAAUAAUAUCACCUAAAGAAUAUGCAGGUUUUUGGAGCAACAUUUUUCAAUUCGUUGAAGAAAUUCUGAGUGACAAUACUGAAGAUAACAGAGGUUUAGAAUAUAUUCUGAGGCUUGCAGGUCAAGUCAUUGAACAUCAAAAUGGAAAAUAUUUAAUGAACCCACCACAAUUUGUUUUACUACUUGUCAAAGUUGUAUGUGAACAAUUAUCAGAGACUGUCUUGGAGGUUUGUGCUCAAAUAGGUGCAUUACUUCUCCUUUCGCCUAAUAUUUCAUUGUCCCAAGAACAUGCAGGCAUCAUUGUAAAAGUGUUGCUACCAUUGCCAUACCCAAACAUUUUAAUAAACUUUGUGAGAAAUAUUAUUGAAUAUCCCCAAUUUGACAUGCACAUUUUAACACCAUUCCUGAAUUUUGUUGUUCAGUCUGGGUUUGAAAAUGAAGCGAUGAGUACUUUAACAAAAAUAUGUUUGCACAAAUCACCAUUAUCAAUGAAUGGAAUAAAACUAUUUGAAUGGGUCAAAUAUCCAAUUGAUUUUGGGAGAGGCCUUCCUAAUUUUAUGGAACAUUGUCUUUUGGUAUUAAAUGAUGAUAUAGAAAAUAUUGUUGAGAAUCCCGCAAAAUUAAUGAAUGUAUUGUUUUGUUUACCUCAUAUUGAAAAUAUUGAUGUUGAUUACUGUAUAACAACACUAAGUCAGUUAAUAACAAAAUUUUUAAACAUUUUGAUUAGCUACAAUAUAGAAAGUCAACCUGAACAAAAUAAAUACCACUGUGAUAAUUCUGCUUUAUCAAAAUGUGCUAGACAUGUGUUGUUUAUAUUAGCAAAUGCUUUGGAAAGCUCAGUGCAUAUAUCCAGUUGUAAGAGAAUAAAAGAUAUAUGUGACAUUGAUGUACUUUUGCCAAUAAUAUUACCAUGUGCAACUGAUCCAAAUUAUUUGGCAGCAUUAAAUUUACUGGAUUUGUACCUGACUGCAUAUGAACAAGAAAAUGGGUUGACAUAUCCACAUCUCUCAUUAGUCAAUUCUUAUCUAAGCAACAAUGUUUCAUCUCCUUUUCAUGUUGUACGAUUGCUGACAACUCAUAUCUACAAACUUUUUGAAUCUGUACCAGAACUAGACAAGACUGUAGAAAUUGGUGGAACCAUUGAAAGAUUUUCAAUAUUCAGUCGGUGUUAUGAAGUGGAAUCAAUAAACCCUUCCAUACAAGAAUAUAAGUCACAAAUUAACAUGCUACAGAAAAUGGCAUUUAACACAACACAGUAUACACUCGCAAAAGAUACCGAUUAUCAUUUGUAUGCCUUAAAUUAUAUGCUAGGUGUUCUGUAUUUAAAUUUUAAACUGUUAUGGGAGCCUGUUUCCGAUUUCAUCGCGGGUUUCGGAAACGCUUUAUCUGCUGAUGAUUUUUGGCCUCCAUUUUAUAAAGUAUUGACCUCUUCUUUUGAAAAUGCAAAAAAAGAUUUGAAGAAAUUCCAAUUUGAAGAAGAACUUAAUACAUCUUACUAUUUACUAAAAGAAAUGUAUUCCCAUUACAAUAGUAUACCAGAAAGACCUGAUUUGUAUAAUUUUAGAUAUCUAAUACUCAAAAUCAUGACCAACUGUUCUCAAGUAUGUGAAGCUAAAAAUCGUGAUGUCGUAGUUCUAUUUCUAAAAUUUAUCGAAGAAGAGUACAAAGCAAAUGAUAAUUCUAAUGCUCUUAAAAUUGAUGUCGAAAUACGCAAAAAUAAAGUUACGGAUGUUGAUAAUGAAAUUAUUGAAACGAUAGAAAAUAAUGACGAGUUUAUUGAACCUAUAGAGGAUUCCAAAGACUCUCCAUCUGGUAAAGUAAUUUUCAAAACUUUGAUAGGUGUAAUGCAGGUUUUGGCACAAUUUAAAAAUCCAAGGGCUCUACACAAAGAAUCGGUGUUUUGGGAACUCUACAUGGAUUUCUUAAAACACAAAAAUGCUGGUCUACAGAAAUAUGCAUUGGAUUGUAUUUUAAAUUAUAAAAACAAAAGUGUCACACCAUAUAAAACUAAUUUAUAUAAUAUGGUUGAUGAGAAUAAAUUAAGGGAUGAAUUAACUAGGUUUAAAAUAACAGAAGACUCAAAUAACAUACAACCCGAUGAUAGAGUUCAUUUGGUCCCUAUAAUAUUAAGAAUUUUGUACGGAAAAAUGACUGCUAAAUUAGGCGCAGACAAAAAAGGUGGCGGUCAGGCGAGAAGGUCACUUGUGAUGAGAUAUUUAGCAGGUUGCAAUGAAAAUGAAGUUAAAAUGUUCAUAGAAAUGGCAUUUUCACAAUUUCGUAAUUGCAUGACUAUGCAGCCUAAAGAAAUACUUCAAGUCACUAAAGAGAAAUUGGAUUUGAAAUCCCUUAUUAGUCCUGGCAAACUACACAGUAUUUUGAACUUAUUUGAGAUAGUGAGAGAGUAUUUAGCAGGAUACAUGAAAGAAGAACUUUUGUCACAGUUCUUUAGGAUUUUCUACGCUGUCUGUUCUGUAAUAACAGCAGUUCUUUCACAGGAAAACAAAGUGCACAAAGGUUAUAUAAAAGUUUUUAAAAAUCUUCGAACUUUGUGCUUGAGUGUAUUAAGAAAACUAUUUGAACAGCUUCAUAUUUAUACGUGGGACAAAGAUGAACUUUAUAUCAUAUUUGACACUCUAAUAUGGCCAUUGCUACCAAAAUUACAAAUUGAAGGAAUUCAUAGUCCAACGGCACUGUUAAAAUUAAUUAAUACGUGGUGCCAAAAUCCACGAUACUACAUUUUGUUGAUAACAGUAUCUGAAACAGAUGACACAUUAACUGUUUUGCCAAACUUGUUUAAAUUACUUUUAGCACCCAAAACAAGCCCUGGUGUAGUAAAUUUGAUUUUAGAUAUGGUAGAAAAACUAUUGACAUUAACAGAAGAAAACGAUAGUGAAGGUAAUGAGUCCACACCCAUUGUUUCAUUUAACACUUUGCCAAUUGUUGGGAAUAAAAACAUUGAAGAUAUAAAAGAAAUAAAUUUUGGUAGCACAAUUUUGAUACCUCACAUUACAUCUAUACUCGAGGUAAUGAAGAGACGUAUUGCAAAUGCAGCUAAAUCAAAUACAGUUAAUAGAAGGGACUUACUAAUCCUUUCGAGAGUGACGGAAUUAGUUUCGACACCUGAAAUGUGUGAUGAACUGCUGAAUUUGCUUUUACCAAUUUUAGUAAAAAAAGUGUGUAUGAAUAUGGCUGAGGAAAAUAUGGAACAUGCUGUGACCACUAUAAUAAAUUUAUUAGGUCACAGUUCUAAUCCUCAAGCUUACAUAAAAAAUAUAGCAGUUCUAUUUAAUAAAGUAUCUCCUGUUGACGUUAGAAAACUUUUAAUUAAAUUACUUACAUCAAUAGCUGAAAAUGCAAAGGAAUGUAAAGAAAUGUUGACAAGAACAUCUGAAGUAAUCACUGAAAUGAACGCUUUCAAUAAAAGGUGGAUAGAACAACCAGAUUUUGAUCGAAGAUUAGGUGCCUAUAAACAAAUAUACCACUUAUCAGAUAAAAAUGAGAUCGAUUUUGAUCUUUCGAUCCUGAUAGUCAACAAUUGCUUUUAUUUUAUUCGAACAGAAAAAGAUAUAGGUUUGCGUGACUCUGCAGGAUUAUGUUUAAAGAGAAUAUUACCAAAGCUACUAUCAAAAUAUUGGUCUACAAACGAUGGUCAAUAUUUAGUUAGAGAUACUGUUUUAUCUCUAAUCUCUACUGGAAUCAGGGAUACUAAAAAUGAGAUUCACAGAAAUGAAAGUAUUGCUUUACUUGGAGAAUUAGCUAGGGAAGCUCCCGAAGCAGACGUAGUUUUAUCAGAUUUAGCUAAUAUAACAAACAAAGAGGAUAUGGAAGUAGAUUUCUUCGAAAAUAUGUGUCAUUUGCAAAUGCAUAGACGUGUUAGGGCGUUGUUAAAGUUCUGCAAAAUCGCGAAAAAGUUGAAUAAAUGUCCCACUCCAAGGACUCUUACAAAUUUCAUUUUACCAUUGGCAACCAUGUACCUUUGUGAUGACAAAUAUACAGAUAAGAAUUCUUUGAUUGAUGCAUGUAUUGAAGUGGUGUCGACUUGUUGCCGAUUAUUGCCAUGGUAUCAUUACGAGGUUAUUCUAAAGUCUUAUUUGAACAAAAUGCGUCACUCGACCGAACACCAAAAGCAACUGACACGUUUAUUAGUGGGAAUAUUGGACGCGUUUCAUUUCGAUUUUACUAAAGUAAAAAACAUUGAAUUACCAAAAGCUUUGAUAAGUAAUCUGGAAUUAGGAAAAAUUGAAAUUAAGGCUAAUCCUGGUUCAGAUCAAAAUGGAGAUAAUGAAAAACAGACAAAGGAAAAUAUAGUCGAAGAAGAAACAAAUGACAAAGAUGUCACUGAAGGUGAAACAGAAGAAAACCAGUUAGAUAAUGAAUUAAAUAUUGCCGAUAAGGAAGCAGACAACGAUGAUUCAUUAAAAGAAUCUAACAAUGGUCCAGCAUUUGAAAAGUUCACCAGCGUGUCGCCUUCAGUUGGUAAAAGGAUCAUUAAGUCCUUGUCAGCUGGACUUCUGCCACAGCUUAGCAGAACAAUUGGCAAAAUGACAGAUCACGAAGAGUCGCACAAAGUGAACCGUCGUUCUAAGGGUUUUGAACGUCAAGAAGAAGAUAUGCUUCGCGUACCGAUAGCUCUUGCUCUAGUAAAAUUGUUGCAAAAACUACCAGGUGAUCUACUUCGUUAUCAACUUCCAGGAAUAAUAAUAAAAUUAUGUUCAUUUUUAAAGUCGCCGUUGAAACAAGUGCGAAUUGCUGCAAGGGAUAUAGUAAAGAAAAUUAUGGUUACCGUCGGCACUUCAUACUUAGGAAUUUUACUACAACAUUUGACAUUGUUGUUAACAAGGGGAUUCCAAGUUCACGUACUAGUGGCUACAAUUCAUACUGUUCUUGAUGCUCUUAAAACUGAAUUUAAUCCAGAAGAUAUUAAUGAAAAUCUUGAUUAUAUACUCGAUGUUUGUGUUAAUGAUCUCUUUGGUGCACUCUCAGAAGAAAAGGAAGUUGAUAAAUUACAUUAUAAAACUCCAGAAGCAAAACCAAGCAAAAAGAGUUAUGUCACCCUUAUGAUAGUGUCUCAAAAUAUUACCGAAAAAUUUUUAGUUAACCUGCUACUGCCUUUCAAAGAAGUCUUACAAAAGCACCACUCUAAAAAGAUAGUGUUAAAAGUGCAGGAGGCCCUGAUGCACAUAUCUAGCGGACUAGUUACCAAUAAGUUCAUAGACAUAGAGUCUUUAUUUAUUUUCCUCCAUGGAAUAGCAUCUGAAAGUAUACCCGAAUUCGUUUUGGGUGCGCCCAAACGAGAAAUAACCCAGAAACAAAGAGAAAACAUGCUUAAGGCUAAACCGGAUUGCUAUAUCAUACCAGAAACUCCAAAGCGCAAUAGGGAAGCUCAAGCUAGAAAUGUGAAAAUUUCUGGCAAAGCUAACGCGCAUGUCUUUGUUGAAUUCAGUUUGAAUAUACUUUACGUUAUACUUAAAAGAGAAAAAGUUCCAAAAAUGGACUGUAGAGCGUUUGUUGAUCCACUCAUUCCGCUGUUGGUUGAUGCAUUAAAAAGUGAACAUGUUAAAGUGACUACAGUUGCAAUGAAAUGUAUAACAUCACUGUGGACUAUCAGAGUCAACACUCCUACUUUAGAAGAAAUGAUACAGGAUAUUGUGAAGACGAUUUUUUUGAUACUACACAAGUACGCUACAUUCGAAAUAAGUAAACAAAAUGACAAUUACCAUCUUGUCAGAAAUGCUUUCAAGGCUGUAACAGUUCUGAUACGGAAUGUUAAGUAUUACAAAUUGGAGGUAGAUCAAUUGAAAACCCUACUAUUGUAUGCUGAAGAAGAUUGCCAGAACGACGAAAGACAAUCUAAUUCGUUUUCAUUAUUAAAAGCCAUAUUGGAAGCUAAGUUGGUUUCGAAGGAGUUGCACGAGGUUAUGACUAAAGUUGCGAAAAUUUGCAUACAGAGCGAAUCCGCCAAAUCUAGGGAAGAAGCUCGCGUAAUAUACGUGACGUAUGUGACCAAUUAUUCGCUCGGCUCUGACAUACACAAGAGCAUUGAUUUCUUCGUGUCCCAGCUGAGAUACGAGAUGCAGCACGGUCGGGAGUCCACCCUCAAGUUUCUAGAGAUGAUCAUCAAUAAGUGCCCAGUGCAACAACUCACCAGCUUCAGUGACUACUUACUGUUCACUGUAGGCACAUCAAUGGUAAAUGACUCAGUGCCCGAGAUACGAGCGGCCGCCGCCGGCUGCAUAGAAUCCAUGCUCGAUAGAUUGCCGAUUGUGGCAAGGACAAAACUCUUCAAUCUGGUGCUGAUGUUCUUUCAAAAGACUCAGCCAUCCAACUUUGAACUCGCGGCACAACUGUGCAUAAGAUUCGUCAACGUCGAAAAAGACGAAUUCCAGCAACGAAUCUCGAAAGUACUAACAACGAUAAGCAACAAAAUACUUCUUUUGAGCAACGACAUUACUGCGGGUAGAUUCGUUAAGAUACAAACGGAGAGUGACAGCAUGACCGAUGAAGAGAAACAGCAGGAGAAGGACCACUGUUUGAUACAACUGCUCAACUUGAUUGACAAGAUCACUGUUCAUUGCCCGACUAGUUUGGGAAAUCACAAAUAUUUUGAAGAUUACGAUAGCAUAGGCCAACAAUGUCAAGUGUUAUUAGCGUAUCCACAUGCUUGGGUAAGAUUGCGAGCAGCAAAAAUAUUAGAUGCGUUAUUGUCCGCCGUUGAUCCAGUGGAAUUGGAGAAGGUCGCGUCUAAAACGUUGGAUAGCGAAAGGGGUUUCCUUUAUUGCGAUACGGAAGCGACUUUCAGGAGUCUGGUGCUAGAUUUGUGUGCCCAGUUCACGCCUUCAGUGACCAAGAAUAUGGUUGACCAGGUGACAUCAGUUCUAUUUCAAAUCAUGAAAUUGGUGCAUUCGAUGCCUUCCUUCAGUGUAACAUAUAAAACAGACAACAAACAGAUGGACAGCGAAGAGGCAGAGGGCAGGGCGAAGGUCAACAUACGAUGGAUAUUAUUUAAGCUCCGAAAGGCUAUUAACGUGGAAGUCGCUAAAGCACCGAAUUCUAUGACUAUUAGGACCUCAAUUUUCACUGCAUUAUUGCACACCAUCAGCUCGUUCGAACAGCAAGAUCUAAACCAAGUAAUAGACGUAAUCCUACCGCCAAUAGUUCGCGAACUAUCCGUAGGCGAUGUGGGGGCGCCAGCGUCGCCUGCCAAACAAUUAGCCAGCAGAUUGGGCAAGAAACUCAGAAGGAAGAUCGGCGAUAUAGAAUACAGCAAACUGGUUGCCGAAGUGCAAACUAAACUUAAUGUCAAGCGAGCUGAGAGGAAAAAGAUAUUACUACAAGAGAAAGUCAACAACCCUGAGAAAGCAGCAAAACGGAAGCUCCAGUUGAAGGAAAAGAAAAAACAAGCCAAGAAAAUGAAGUUGGAAAUGUUGCACGGCAAACGACCGCGCGCCAAGAAACGGAAAGCAGAAGACAUAGACAUCGAAGACCAACUAUUGAACGACAAUGAAGACUGAAAAACAGAAACAAACUUUUGUAUUUGUUGAAAAAAAUGUCGACUGGCAAUAGCUACCCUUCUUGAGUAUAAUAGCUGUUGUAACUAAUGCUAUAAAUGCGAAAGUGAGUUUGUUACGUUUGAUAGCGAGAAAUGUAUUUCUCGCAAAAAAAUAAUUUAAAAGGAGUGAAAUAGGAAGUGCACGUUUCAUUGGAAAACAACAUUUUUCACGCAAACGAAAUCGCAAAUUCGGGUGCCUGCGAUCCAUAUAUGGUUUGAUAGAAACCGCCUAGAGGCAUUUAGCUAUAGACUAUAGAUGCUUGCGAUAAUGCUAGGGUCCAAAUUGCGGGAAUUCAAUUAAACAUGAUGCGCCAUUAAUUCUUAAGCAACAAAGAUAUUGACAGCAUUUACUAUAAUCAAAUUAUAUACGUAUCGUCUCUGAGUGAAAUGGGUCUAUCAGUUUGUGGAUUUCUUACUGAAGGACACACACGUGCUUUUUCUAUGCGCCUUAAAACCCGUAAUUUGAAGCUCUUGACUGUAUUUUCAAAUCUGCGUCAAACGCUUUAGGUCCAAAUAGAGCAACGAGUGAUAAGAGGUCUCUACUAAAAAGCGGCCUUUUUAAACUUACUUUUUUUUUAUUUAUUCGUGGCCUGGAUACAGAGUCCUGCAGUCGAAUACAUUGUGGGUUAUUUUUAAACUUACCUGUUGGUAAAGUUGCUAGCUUCAUAUUGUAAGAAGUCUACUUUGGUAGCAUUGUCGAAUAGGUAUCCUCUGAUACUUACUCUUUAAAUUUCAUAGAAAUGAGAUUUGAAUAUAAUAUUUGUAAAUAAUAAUAGUAUCUAG